AUGAGUAUCUUAUAAACAGAUUCAGAGAAAAUAUCUUGCAAAGCACAUAACAAUGAGUAUUGUGUUGCAGCAGAUUUAAACACAAAAGGAUAAAGGGAUGUCAAUUUUUUAUGCAUUAAGUGUAUAAUUGAAUAGUUAUCAAAUAAAAAAAUAACUUUAAUCGAUGACACUAAGAGAUUAAUUUGUGAAAUGAAAACCUAAAAGAUUGAAAAUUAGUAAAAAGAGAAAGAAAAAAGGUGUGAGACAUUUAAGAAUGUUUUAUCACAAAUCAAAGAAUUUAAACUACAUUUAAUAUUAUAUUUAUUUUCUUAAACUUAUUAGAUUUUUUGGAUAUUAUAAAAUAAAUUGUAACUGUUGAUGUGGCAUUUGAUAAAAUGACCAGUUUUAUACAAUAGAGGUUAUUUUAUAUUCAGAAGGAAAUUGAAUCACUACAAUAUGAAGGGAAAAACAAUUACUUAGAAGAUUUGACAGAAUUAUCAAGAAUUUAUUCUGAGGAAAAGUUUGAUAAUGGGAUCAAAAUAUAAGAAGAUAAUAAAAUCAUAGAAGAAAUUGAAAAAUAAUUUGAAACACUUUUUAACACUCCUCAAUAUUUAUAAUUAAAUCAAACAAUUAAAAAUACAAGAUCUCUUUUAUAAGAAACAACAGAAGCAACUGUUUUAAUAUAUUUAAUAUAACCAUCAAAUGAAAAGUUAGUUUAUUUAUUAAUGACAUAGAAAACUCCAAGUUUAAAAAAAUUAUGUAAGAUACAUAAAAAAGAAAUUAUAAUGUUUGAUGCAGAUGUUGAAUCAAAAAUAAGGAAAUAGAGGAAAAAUUUAUGUGUGUAUAUUGUAUGA
Paramecium pentaurelia is the source of this 833-nucleotide messenger RNA. The record is from the annotation of a GenBank genome assembly. NCBI's taxonomy places the organism in Eukaryota, Ciliophora, Oligohymenophorea, Peniculida, Parameciidae.